This is a messenger RNA of Fusarium subglutinans, 1164 nucleotides long. RefSeq lists its product as uncharacterized. NCBI's taxonomy places the organism in Eukaryota, Fungi, Ascomycota, Sordariomycetes, Hypocreales, Nectriaceae. The record is from RefSeq and is a predicted model, not a curated record. The transcript has a single exon. Bases 1 to 1164 code for a protein of 387 amino acids.
AUGGUACUCACUACCAUUUACUGGAACCUUGCUUCUUCAGAUCACCCUUCCUCGUCGACAUCUUCCGUCCGUUGGCCUGUCUCUGCAACCACAGGAGUUCCGUGUUCGUCUUUCUCUCCCAGCGCUUCCGAGCUCCUCCGGACCAGGUCCCUGCCCCAGUGGCUGUCGUUUAUCAGAGAUGUCGGCUUCUACGAGGAUCGACACAAUCUAUUCCAGAGCUGGAAAGACAACAAAGCUCGCAUGCAACAAUUUGAAGUUCAUGCUAUCGAUGCUCGCCUGCGAUCUUGGGCUUCCGAAGUCCAUAAUCAGUGUCUAAAUACCCAUGAGUGCUACAGCGUCAGCUGCAAACCUUGCAUGGUACGGUAUCUGGAUGAGCACUCAUCUCAGGCGGGCAUAGACGAUCUAACAGAUCCAACGACAAAAGUCAAAGAUGUGUCUGAAAGACCAGACAACACUGAUCUGGGCACAUGUAAUCGCCAGUCACACAAUUCCAUUACUGAAGGCCGAAUACGACAUGUAAGGCAUGAAUGCCUGCGAAACUUUAUGAACGUAUUCUCAACCUGUUCACCCUGCCUCAUCGUGGGUCUAGUGUUUGAGCAACCCUCGAAAUAUGGAUAUGAUGAGCUUCAGAAGGGUUACCUAGCUUGGCGCAUGACAUGGCACACAUUCAAAGUCAAUGUAAACCCCAGGUCUCUUGAAGGCACAAAGCCUAUUUUGAGAAAUAUUGCUUUCAUGAGCUUACCAAAGCUCAACAUGUGGGGAGACAUUACAAACGAUUAUACCCUCUUAUCCCAUGGAUCUUUGACCCAAGAGGAUCUCAUGAACCUCUAUAACCUUGAAGACCGGGCCAUUAAGUACUUGGUAUCUCACCGUCUUGAUUGGAGCAAAGAAAUCGAUGUUAUACAAGAUUUUGCGGGUCUGAAACUUUCUAUCCUUGGUCAAGAAUCCAUCUCGGAAUUAAGAGAUAUCAUUCAUACUGUCAACGCAGACCUCAUGAGACUGGUUACCGCUGAACUCGAGCUCACGGAAAAUCCCAAAAUUUGGAAGGAGAUGAAUCGAAGAACACUGUAUUACUGUGCUAAACAGAAUUUCAAGACUCUUAGGCAAGCCCUUUGCGACAAGUAUCGGCAAGACACUAACCAACACUUUGGUCGGGAACUAUGA